GGUAAUUUUGAACCGCGUGUGUCGUGUUUUGGUGCAGCUCGUUGUUAAAGACAUGAGUCUGGUGUUUGAUUAACGUCGCUGUUAUGAAUCUGGAGACGUUAGACAGAGUUAGUCUCUCUCUGUUUACAGUCAGACCCCUCCUUCACUGCGCUAAUUAACGUUUAGCUUAAAAAUGACACAAAUGAGUCUGACAGGGACUCAGUCAGAUUUAUUUACUGACUCUGGAAACCCUCACACUGAUCUGGACACCCUCCCUCCUGGCAAUGGUGAUGAACUAUGGCAGCAUGUUGAGGUGGGACAGAAGGAUGGAGCUCCAGCUGAGACAGACAGCGAUUCGGGGGACAGCCUGUUCAUCACCCAGAAACCUGUAGCUGAGGCUGUGAGGUCAGGGAGGCGAAGCCGCCGGAGCAGCUUCUCUCCAGGCUCUCCAUCCGACACCGAUGCAGAGCGAAGCGACGACUCAGCUUCACCUGAAAAGUCCGAGACUGACAAAAAGAAGACGCCCAAGAAACUCAAACGACCAAAGUACAGCUUCUCCUUCCUCAGGCAGAGCAAGAUUACUGGGCGCAUGUGUGUUGGAGAGCUAAAGGCCAAACAGAACACAGAACUACAAAAUGCGGCGAUGGGAGGUUUCUUUAAGUGCGCCAGAGACAUGUGGCAGAACUACCCAACGAAAGAGGACCUGGAGUCGGCUUUACCAACAGUAGACAUGCCGGGGGAAUCCAUCCAUCCAAUAUCAGAAGAAGAAGAAGAAGAAAGGCCAGAAGACGAGGACAUCAAAGUGGUGGAGAAGAAACGUUUCGUGGUGUCUUUAAAAGCAAAGUCCUCCCAACCUUGGCCGGAGGGUGAUGUAGGAAUCACCGAGGUAGAGGAGACUCCCAGUCUGACGCAGACCAUCGAUGAGCUGGAGAUUCAUGGAAAAGGUUCUGAGGAGAUUGACAACAUGAUGACACUGGAGGAGGACGUUCCUGAUGCAAACAUCAAGGAGAAAAAGAAUAAGUUAGCAGAGGAGGAUGUAAGAGAGGAGGAGGAAGGACACUUGGAAUCAGACGUGAGGGUGGAAGAGGAGGAUUCUGAGAGUUGUAACGCAGAGAAGAAAAGCGAUGAGGAUGCUGACCUGUUGAACUCCAAUCUCCAAUCCAAACCUCUGAAUGAUGUUGCAGAGAAACCGAGGAAGAAAAAGAAAAAGGAUAAGUUAGCAGCAGAGGAUGUAAGAGAGGAGAAUAAUGGACACUUGGAAUCAGAUGUGAGGGUAGAAGAGGAGGAUUCUGAUCGUUGUGACACAGAGAAUGCCGGCGAGAAGAAAAACGAUGAAGAUGUUGACCUGUUGAAAUCCAAUCUCCAAUCCAAACCUCUAAAUGAUGUUGCAGAGAAACUAAAGAAGAAGAAAAAUAAGAAGAAAAAGAAUAAGUUAGCAGCAGAGGAUGUAGGAGAAGAGGAGGAAGGACAUUUGAAAUCAGACGGGAGGGUGGAAGAGGAGUCUGUGUCUUUAGAGAGUUGUGACGCUGAGAAUGGCAGUGAGAAGAAAAGCGAUGAGGAUGUUGAUCUGUUGACAUCCAGUCUCCAAUCUGAACCUCUGAUUAAUGUUGCAGAGAAACUAAAGAAGAAGAAGAAGAAGAAAAAGAAUAAGUUAGCAGUAGAGGAUGGAGGACAGGAGGAGGAAGGACACUUGGAAUCAGACACGAGGGUGGAAGAGGAGGAUUCUGUGUUUUCUGAUCGUUGUAUCACAGAGAAUGGCAGCAAAAAGAAAAGCGAUGAGGAUGUUGACCUGUUGAACUUCAGUCUCCAGUCCGAACCUCUAUAUGAUGUUGCAGAGAAACCAAAGAAGAAGAAGAAGAAAAAGAAUAAGUUAGCAGCAGAGGAUGGAAGACAGGAGGGGGAGGAAGGACACUUGGAAUCAGACGUGAGGGUGGAAGAGCAGGAUUCUGAGAGUUGUAUCACCGAGAAUGGCGACGAGAAGAAAAGCGAUGAGGAUGUUGACCUGCUGACGUCCAGUCUCCAAUCCGAACCUCUAAAUGAUGUUGCAGAGAAACCGAAGAAGAAGAAAAAGACUAAGUUAGCAGUAGAGGAUGUAAGAGAGGAGGAGGAAGGACACUUGGAAUCAGAUGUGAGGGUGGAAGAGGAGGAUUCUGUGUUUUCUGAUCGUUGUGACGCAGAGGAUGGCGGCGAGAAGAAAAGCGAUGAGGAUGUUGACUCACUGAAAUCCAAUCUCCAAUCCGAACCUCUAAGUGAUGUUGCAGAGAAACCGAAGAAGAAGAAGAAAAAGAAUAAGUUAGCAGCAGAGUAUGUAAGACACGAGGGGGAGGAAGGACACUUGGAAUCAGACGUGAGGACGGAAGAGGAGUCUGUGUUUUUAGAGAGUUGUGACACAGAGAAUGGCGGCGAGAAGAAAAGCGAUGAGGAUAUUGACUCACUGAAAUCCAAUCUCCACGCCAAACCUCUGAAUGAUGUUGCAGAGAAACCGAAAAGGAAGAAGAAGAAAAAGACUAAGUUAGCAGCAGAGGAUGUAAGACAGGAGGGGGAUGAAGGGCACUUGGAAUUAGAUGUGAGGGUGGAAGAGCAGGAUUCUGUGUUUUCUGAUCGUUGUGAUGCAGAGAAUGGCGGCGAGAAGAAAAGCGAUGAGGAUGUCUCUGUGAAAAGAAAAAAGAAAAAGAAGCAAAAGUCAGCUUCUGUUGAUGAUGAUGCUCCAAUUGGAAGAGAUGAUUGUAUAGAUGAGAGCUUUUCUAAGGAGGUUAUAACAGAGUCGCCAGUUCAAAAAAAGAAGAAGAAGAAGAAAAAGGAGAAGACCGAAGAUGAAAAUGUAGGUGGCGCUCAGGAAACAACAGAGGGCGGCGAAGACCAAGAUGCUGGACUGGUGGGCACAAUCACCAACAACGACACCGUGACACAAAACGAUGAUUCUGUGCGGAAAAAGAAGAGGACCCGUUCCUUCCUUGUUGCUGAUGCAGAGGAAACCGCUGCUCAGACACACCAGGAAACGCAGUCCGGGGCUGCAGACAAACCCGCCGGUGAAUCAGCAGAAACCGCAGGAAGCUGGAUGGGCUCUGAUGAUGGGGUCAGGAAAAAGAAGAAGAAGAGGAAGAAGGUGUCAGCUGAAAGGGAGAGAGUGGAAAAAGACCACGAGCUGGAUUUUGAGGAGCCAAACACAACGUGUCUGGUAGUCGAAACCGGGCUCAAGAGAAAGAAGAAACGCAAAAUGGACGAGGAGGUGGCCUCCGUGGAGAAAUCAGAAAGAGAUUCGCAAACUGAUGAGAAUGUGGGGUCAAAGAAGAAGAGGAAAAAAAAGAUUCCACCAACUACGGCUGAAAAUAAUGAAUCAGAAGAAGCUACACUGAAUGUUAGUGUCUCGCUUUCAAACAAGAAAAAGAGCCAAACUGUGGCUGCAAAGGGACUCAAUGACACAUGUAAUGAUGGCAGUGCAGCUGAUGAUAGAACAACAAGGGAAGCUCUGGCUGAACGCGCUUCCCCAUCUCCAGAGACACCAGGAAAUCAGCCACUCAAUGAUGUGAAGGGCAAGAAAAAGAGGAAAAAGGUCAAAGAGAGUGACACAGUUUCACUUGAGGCAAAGUCAUUUACAGAAAUCGAGGCUCAUAAACCCAAAAAGAACAGAAGAGAGACAGAGUCCAGCUUCAGCCCUGUGUUUUCAGACACCUCUCUCUCUCAGUGUGAGCCAUCCUCUUCGCUCAGCAUCCGCAAAAAAAAGCACAAAAAAAGCAAAGCGGAAACUUUGCAGUCCCACUGAGGAUUUCUUUACAGACUGUUAGUGUGAAGCCGCUCAGAUCGGCUUCUCAAAUACAUCGAGCUGUCAGUGUUUUUACAUGAACUACCUUUUUUAAAGAUGUGUUUUGUUUUGUAUCAAAGCAUUUUCACAUUUCAUUGUUGUAUUUUUUUAUGUUGAGAAAAGGCACUUUUUAAUGUAUAAUUUCAAAAUAAAAGCGUCUGAAUAUGAAAA
This is a messenger RNA of Stegastes partitus (bicolor damselfish), 3952 nucleotides long. RefSeq names its product phoenix (gene pho). The coding region runs from base 173 to 3742 and encodes 1189 amino acids. The transcript is spliced from 8 exons. NCBI's taxonomy places the organism in Eukaryota, Metazoa, Chordata, Actinopteri, Pomacentridae. The record is from RefSeq and is a predicted model, not a curated record.